Molecule: messenger RNA, 222 nt
Organism: Leptosia nina
Lineage: Eukaryota; Metazoa; Arthropoda; Insecta; Lepidoptera; Pieridae
Source: the annotation of a GenBank genome assembly
AUGAUCUUCCAAGCAUGUUUUGAACAGUAUACAAAGAUCUCAUCUCUAGACAACACGUUUUUCAAGUCUGACUCGAGGAAAAUGAAGAUUCUACACUAUCGGAUGAUGUUUCUGCUUUUUUGUAUACUCGCAACGAUACAAGCGCGAGAUAUCUUGAAGGGUGGAAAAUGUCCAGAGGGUAAACGACCAGUGAAAAUUGGUGGUGUUAUAAUGUGUGUAUGA